This is a messenger RNA of Scylla paramamosain (green mud crab), 8667 nucleotides long. Its product is annotated as vitellogenin-like. NCBI's taxonomy places the organism in Eukaryota, Metazoa, Arthropoda, Malacostraca, Decapoda, Portunidae. The transcript is spliced from 15 exons. Gene Ontology annotation, molecular function: lipid carrier activity. Gene Ontology annotation, biological process: lipid transport. The coding region runs from base 64 to 7593 and encodes 2509 amino acids. The record is from RefSeq and is a predicted model, not a curated record.
CUCUCAAGGAACGUAUGAUAAUAAAUAGAGUCCUUGGCUGGGAAUUCAUCACUUGUCAUUGAGAUGGAGUUGCGGGUGGUUGUGCUGCUCAUCUCCCUCGGUUCCGUCACAGGUACUACUCCUUACUGUUCGACUGAGUGCCCGGUGGCCUCUGCCAAGUUCUCCUACGUCCCCAGCAAGACCUACUCCUACGCCUAUUCUGGGGUGUCCAGGGUGCGGCUGAAAGGCGUGGACGGUGGACUCGUACAAACUCGAUGGGAGAAUCAAGUCCAUCUGACAUGGCUCACUCACUGCGAAGUGGCCAUCACCUUCAAUGCAACCAAAGUGGAUGGUCAAGCAGGUCCGCCUGACACCAACCCAUUGGAGAAGUACCCGCUCGUGGUGGCGGUGACAGACGGCCGCGUGCAGCGAGUGUGCAGUCACGCUGAUGACGACACGUGGUCCAUCAACAUAAAGAAAGGUGUUGCCUCAGCCCUACAAAACUCUCUGCCGUCCCUCUCGACCACCAAUUCAGGGCUAAUCUUUACGGAGACGGAUGUGGCUGGAACGUGUCCCACCAAGUACGAAGUACAAAAUGAGGGUGCUGAGAUCAAGGUGGUGAAAAAUAAAGAUCACAGGCAAUGUCAGGAGCGUUAUUCAAUCCCAGACGAGAUCCACCUACCAUGGCUGAAGGGUCCCUUGCCCAUCCAGGAGUCAUGGUCAACGUGCACACAGAUAGUCAUCAACGGCACCAUCUCCUCGGUGGUGUGUGAGGACGUGAACGUGGUGCGGCCAGCGUACGGGGUCUACAAAUUCAUCGAUGCAACGCAAGUAUCAGAGCUACGACUAAUAUCAGAAGCAAGCCCUGCGCCAGACUCCGUGUCCUUUAUUUCUCAGCCACAGUUGGUUCCCAGGAGUCUAGUCUAUGAUUACGAAACACCCAAGAAAGACCCAUCCGUAGUGCCAGAGUUGGAGCAGACACUGCGUCACGUCUGCCAGCUGACCAAGGAUGGGGUGGAUGGUGAGUCUGCCAGCUGGCUGGACAAAGUGGUUCGCCUUAUGCGUCGCGUCCCAGAACACUCCAUCUCCCAGAUGUACCACAAGGUGCGCAAUGGACAACUGUGCGCGGAACACGAUAAGUUGAAGGGACUUUUUCUGGACGCAGUUUCCUUCGUGCAUGAGUCUGGCUCUGUCCCGGUGAUGGUAAACGAGCUGGUAGAGGGACAGGUGAGUGAAGGAAGAGCCGUCCUCUACUCUGUAGCUUUUUACUUCACAUCCCGCCCGACUGCCAGUAAUAUAGAAACCCUUAAACCCCUUUUUGAGCUGCCUCAGCUCAUUCCUUUGGUAACACUGUCAGCAGCCUCUAUGAUCAACACCUUCUGUCGACACAACGAACAGUGCUCGGAACAACCUUCGAUAAGGGAUAUUUCUGACGCUCUAAAUACCAAACUACAGAGUCAGUGUUCUCCGUUUAGCGAAGAAGAAGCUCAAGAUGCUGCUCUUUUGACUCUGAAGGCCUUGGGUAACAUAGGUCUUGUGAACCACGAGGUGUCCACGUCCAUCGUGAGGUGCAUGAGGACUCAGGGCCCACCGGUCGUCAUCAGGGUUGCCGCUGCCGAAACACUCAGAUUAAUGAGCUGCGAAGAAAGUAUCACAGAAGAUCUAGUUGACAUCAUCCUUGACCCUGAUAUGGACACUGAGGUCCGCAUCGCCGCCUACAGGGCAGUGUUUCACUGUGCUCGGCACGACCACUUGAACAGGAUUGUGACGACCAUAGCUGAUGAACAAAACACUCAAGCUCGGGGCUUCAUCCUGAGCCAUCUGUGGAGCACGCAGAGGACCAACACUCCUCACAAGGAAAGGCUGCGGAGUCUGCUAACGAACGUCGUCCUUCCUGUCAAUUUUGAAGCCGACAUCAGCAAGUACUCCCACAGCUUCGACUUCUCCUACUUUUCGCCUUCCCUCGGUAUUGGCAGCGAGAUUGAAUCCAACCUCAUUUAUGCUCCCGGUUCCUUCGUCCCUCGCUCCCUCGGCGUGAACAUCACAGCAGCUCUGGAAGGGAUCUCCAUGAAUGUCGCUGAGUUGGGAAUGCGCCUGGAGGGUCUGGACCCGAUCCUCGCUCAGCUAUUUGGACUCGCAGACUACUUUGAAACGGUCGACUACAUCAAAAUCAUUAAAGACGUUUUCAAGUUGCUUCAGAACAAUGGAAACAUGAGUGGAAUAAGGCAAAGACGUUUCACAGAACAUUCAGUUCUUACAAAUGUAUUAAACGAAAUUUAUCACAACAACAUAUUCAAUAUCAAGGGAGACAUAGGCAUUCGUAUCAUGGGUCAAGAUAUCUUUUUUUCUUCAACUUCGGUUGAUCUCAGUAACCUGAAUUUCAGUGAAAUAAAGGCAAAAAUUUAUGCACUGAUCUAUAGUUUGGUUCACCAGUUCAAGACGCUUAGAAAAGACACUGUUCGUAUGCUGCGACCAGACCUGGAUUAUUCCUUCCCAACCAUCCAGGGCACGCCCCUCAAGCUCACCACACACCUGGCACUCGUUGGGGGUCUCCAGGUAGAAACACACCUGGAUGAAUUUGCUUCAUACUCUGGCUUCAAGAUCAUACCGAGUCUCUCAGUCGAUGCUGGCUGCUUCAUUGGUUACGACGCCCACAUCGCCAAGACUGGCUUCAAGAUGAACACUGCCAUUUCCACUAGUAAUGGCGUCACGCUCAGGGAAAGUGGCCAUCAUGGCAAGCAGACACAGCUUCACCUUGACCUCCAUAAAAAGAUGGUUAUAUUCAGUGGUCAGGCCGAGGCGUACCUCAUGAAGAGCAAAAUGGGCCAGCCAGAUACCAAGAUAGUACCACCCUCCAUGCACGACAUGAGGAUUCGCCGCAAGUCGUGUGUCACCAGUCUGGAGUCUGUGCUCGGUCUCAAGCUGUGUUAUGACGUGGACGUGCCUGACAUCUUCCACAACAACGCUCUGCCUCUCGGCGCCCCAGCCUUCGCCAGACUCUCCCUAAAUAGAACAGAGUCCUCCAUGAAAGGAUAUUUGAUUAAUGCAACCAUGGAAAAACAUAGAAACAAAGAAACUUUAACUAUGUUUUGCAAAACGUACGGUUCAAACACAACGAGAGGGUUCGAUAUUGAAGCGUCUGUAUUACAUGGUCUCACGAAUAACACUUUUUCUGUGGUAUUCAAUGCUUCACAAAUUUACAGCAGAGUUGCAAUGGUUAUCAUUCACUCCGAAAAUGAAAAAUCACUUCAUCUGUUCGGUAUGACAAGAUAUGAUAACAGUACUUGGAAAAGAGCUGUGAAAUUUAGUUCAUUAACUACUAAAACACAAUAUACUCGUGAAUAUGAUUUUGGCAUCUUUUAUGGCCACAAUCAGUCUUCCAUCCAUCAGGCACAAAUACUUGAAAUAAAUAUAAUGAAGAAAAAGAAUGGUCCACAAGUGACUCUGGAGAUUCAGGGAGGAACAAGACAUGCUCUCGCCCAGUACCUCAGUCUAGAUAUCGGAAUUGGUGUCGAUGUAGACCAGCGCCCCCAUUCAUGGCUUCUAUUACCUGUUCGACUUCGCAAACUUGAGUUUGAGGGCGGUCUUGGUGGGUGGAAGGUGAUAGCUUUCACCAACACGUCAACAGAAUCGGGACGAAAAACCCAAUACUUAUCUGCUUUCAAGGUGACUCACAGAAACAGACAGCUGGUUCACGUAGAAACUGGUCUCAGCCUCAUAGGAACACCCAGCAUUGACUUUGUGGCUCAGUUGGUGACGAAAGGUGGCCUAGAGGAAGUGCAAUACAAGGGAGAAGCAUCAGUGUACAUGACAAGUAAUCGAGUGGGUGCUUCACUUCGCCUCCACAGCGCUGUCAACUCUACCACUCUAGCUCGACUAGAAGCGUUCUGCACCGAAAAUCAAAAUAAAUUUUCAAUUCGAACUUUGGUGGAAGUGCCUCGAGUCAUCAGCACCACCAAGGCGGUGGUCAGUGUUGUGAUCCCCCACAGUGGUGACCUCUUCCAGGUGGAGGCUGCUGUCACACACAACUCAACGGUCCUGCUGCACGUACAAGGACCCAUGAAUUUGGAUCCCGGGAAUGAUAUAUUCCAAGUAAACGUGCAAUGGAAUAUUUCGAUGAUCGGAGGAGACCCAUAUAAAGUGAAUUCCAUGGUUAUAAUGGGUAACAAUUCACAGUUCAUGUAUGUGAUAGUAAGUAACUCCCAGGGACAGCCACUGCUAAGCCUGGAGUCAAGCCCUUCUUCGGACAGUUUAGAGGAAACUAAAUACGAGACAGCUUUCUUUCUUUCGCGUUACGUUCAAGCCGAGACUCAUUUAGCUUUCAGCACCAGACAACUGCAGGUGGCUCUGAACACCUUGAUAUUUCCUAAUGCACAAGACUCCCGCCGGGUGAAAAUUUUUUCCCAGGUGGACUUGACCACCGGUACGGUAAUCGCUGAUGUGUGGUGGGAUGCUGACAGGGAUGCUAAUAAGAAGCUCAAGAUGGACUUAACUUUUGCCUCCUUACCGCAGCUCUCCGAUUACUCUUCUCUUCAAGGAAGCAUCAAAUACCAAAACGAAACAUGCAGGUUCCUGGCAGUGGGCGAGACUGUGCAGCUUCGACAUAGUGUCAUGAGGAAAACAAGUUUAAGCUUCGGAAUCCAAACAGGAGAGAGAAAAUAUAUGAAUAUGGAGUUUGAAAAUAGUAUUGAAACUCGCAACGGUUCAGUCUACAUUGAAACUAAGAUGAAAUAUUUCGGUCUGGAGAACAAGAAGUACAAGUUUUUAUGUUCACUGGAUCUGGAAGACCCUAAUGGUUUGCAGAACUUUAGGACCGAGUCACACAUAGUCUACAGUUCACCGAUGGGCAUUGACACUUCGUACAGCACGCUAAUCACCCACCAGUCCUCAGCCGGGGAGAGAUUCGCACAGAUAAAGGUAAACACGAGCCUAUCAACAUUAAAACAACCUCUAGAGAUGGACUUAACCUGGAUGAGACAAAACCACUCAAGGAGUCUUGUGUGGAGAGCAAACCACACCAGCCUCCUCACCUUGAUGGACUGGCGGUUAAACACAGUGGUCUCCGAGAUAAUUCAGUCCUGCAGCUUCAUCCUUAAUUUAAGAGCCGUAGAACAAUUUCUCAACGAUGCCGUAAAAUUUAUAGUUAUAAAGAACAAUAAUUGCUUCAAUUCAGUAUGUCCAGAGUCUCACUGGAAUAAUGAGAACUCUUCCCACAUUCUCCAUCCCAACGCUUCUCAGUCACCGUGGGCACAGCCCCCCUUCCUCAUGGCCGCCUCUUCUCCUGAGGCAGAAGUCGGGAUGCACGAGUACUCAGUAACUGGCAGGUACACCUACAACUCGUGGACAGACACCUUCCACUGUGAAGGGAAGGUGAGCCACCCAGCGUUGGACAGGGAGGUGACAGCUGCGGUGGAGUACAGGAUCACCGGCACCGCCCAGAAAGGCUCCUUCGAACUGGACAUCUUUCCCGACACGACCGACAAGAUCACGGGUUCCCUCGUCUCCAUUCUGCUGGCCAACAACACUGUCAUGCUCGAGGCCAACUUAACCACCAGGCUGCUGAGUUAUCACCCAAAAAUCACAUUGAGUACAUCUGCAUCGCCCCACACGCUUGCAUUCGACAUGGAAUUCAGCAAAAACCCAAAUCAAAAAGCGAAUUUUAAAGCAAAAACUAAGUUCGACAGGAUAUCUGAGGAGGCAGCAGCAGUGGGCUUUAUGAUCGCGACCGAGGGAGGCGUGUCUGUGGAUGUGUCAGGCGUGGUGGGGAUGCGACAAGUACCGGAGUGCUAUGGCCUGCAGAUUACUACCUCGUCCUUCGUGCCACUGCUAGGGAACCACAGCUGCGUCCUGACGGCGUGCGGACCAGCGUUUGUCCAGCUGACCAUUGGAAGGAAGGACGAAAGAGGCAAAAUCUAUCAUAUCAAAUUUGGAAUCAGAAAUCCACUUGGGUUUGAGGGAAAUAUAGUCGUCCGUGAUCAGGAGAGGCAGGAAGUGUUCGAUGUCCUGAGGAGUUACUUCACUCUCUAUCCUCACGUCGAUAUGGAGUUUGUUUACAUGAACGAUGAACUCAGGAAAUUUGAGGCUGAGGUGCGGGCGGUGCUGAUGAUGGUGAAGCAAGGCGGCAAGGACUGGGUGGCUAGAGUUUACCAGGCUGUAGUGAACGAAGCCCGCAGGAGACAUUACAUCUUCCCUCCUCGAAAAAUCCUUACCUUGAUCCACCAUAUCGAAAACAACCUCAAGAAAAUAUCAACAUACCUUGUCCACGAAAAGCUGGAGCCAGCAUUCGAGAUAACGAGGCGCUUGUUAAACACCCCUACAGCUCGUUACCUGAGGAAAGUGAGCUACACAGUCUGGCUCUUUGUAAGGUGGGCCAAGACUCAGCUACCUCACGAUCCAUACUAUCCUUACCAAGAACGUGUUGAAUGGAAGAAAGAAAUGCAGUCAUACAAUUUCCUCGUGAGAAAAGUUGGAAAACAGGUAGUGAAGAUUAUUCAGACUGGAGGAGAGGACCUGUUGCUCACCAUCCAGCACCUCCUGACACAGCUGGAACACACUGUCAUUUUCCAGGAGCUGAAGGAAGACCUGGCCGCAUUCAUAAGCUCCCAUUCCUACCCUUACCAACGUGAAGCCCUGCAGGAAGUGUUAGCUCGAGUUGCGGCAACACUCAUACGUGACUUGGCGCCUCUUAAGAAUAACCCAACUCUCCUCUGGGUCACCUUCCUCACUCUUAGGAACAUCAAUACGGCUGUGGGCAAGAUAACGCUAACGCCAUUGACAUCAUUGCGUGACAUGAUGUGGGCCUAUAACAGUUACAGCACCAUUCCCUCCAACAACCUCUUGUGGCUUUACGACUCCCUGCCGCUGCCGUCUCAAUGGACCAACCUGCUGCCGCCUUGGAACAGAAUAGCGAUGGUCAUCGGUGACACGGAGAUACAUACCUUCGACGGGGCAGAGCUGCGUAUUCCUUUAUCUAGGUGCGAGGUCAUUUUAGCUUCCUUCGCCGGGAACAAAGUCACCCUGUCACACCCAGUACAGGGCGCUCGGGCCCAGGUCACCGUGACUACCCCGCGUGUCACCGUCGUGGUUAGGCCAGACUUUCAUGUGUUUCUCAAUGGCAGGGAUAUUGGGCACCGAGAUGUAACUGAAGGCGAAGUGACAAUCUUAGUAUCUUAUUUACAAAUCACCAUCAAUUCACCUCUCGUCACCGUGAAGGUAUUGGAACAGCAGCGCCUGGUGAGUGUGGAGGCGCUGGGCUGGACGUUUGGGCACCUGGCAGGCAUGCUGGGGACUUACGACGGCGAGGCAGGCAACGACCGCCUUAUGUCCACAGGCACCAGGGCUCCAGACCUUUGGCGUCUGGUCAAGUCGUGGCAGGAAGACCAACACUGUCCCACCCCUCCCGUGAGCCCCAUCACUCCCUCCAUCCGAGAAGCAGAGAGAGUCGCCCACUGUCACCCUCUACUUGGGAUGUGGGCAAGAUGCAACGCCCUCGUCAGGCCUGAGCCCUUUAUCCACAUGUGCUACAUUACACGAAGCCCCUGUGACGCUGCUGAGGCCUACCGCAGCCUGUGUGCCUCAAAGGGAGUGGAGCCUUUGAUACCUAGGGGAUGCUGAGGCUGUACUUAACUUUAAUAGGUGCUAUCACACGGGCAACUUUUACUGUUCGGAGAGGUGCAACUACUGUACCUACUGAAAUAUGAAUGGAAUACUUAGUUACUUAACACACACACACACAUGCACACACAUGCAUGUACUCGGUCGUAAGCACUAGUAGAAAGCUUGACCUCAUAGUGGAUAUCCAACUGGAAAUGUAUAACAGUACGGUGUCUUUGUACAGAUGUAUGCAUCAGAUGUAUGGAGAUACAGUAAAAUCCCUCUUAUCCGGCAUCAACGGGACCGCCGAUAUGCCGGAUACUUGAAUAUUGCCGGAUACUUAAAUAGAAGUGAAAUUAUGUCCACAAUCACCACCCUACACUCACGCAUCUACAAUAACAAAGAUCAGUUGAUCUUAAUCAGCAGCUGAUCUGAUCAGCUGCUGAUUAAGUCUAAGCACAACAACACGCUUCCUCUUUUCUACAACUUUAGACAUGAUGAAGGCGUCAGGCGAUAAACAGUGCACACGUGGUCACUGAGUAAACACAGUGCAAUGGGCCGCGGAUGGCGCGAAGCAGUGCGCUUUGGUGGCGAGGGGACAAAGUAUGCCUCAUGCGGGAAUUUUAAUUGAUUUUAUGAGUACACAUUGAUUUUUUAUUGAUUCUAAGGCUCGGGGAAAAAUGUGCCGGAUACUUGAAGCUGCCGGAUACUCGAAUGCCGGAUGAGAAGGAUUUUACUGUAUGUUGUUCGAGAUAUGGAACAAUUGUAUACAAUGUUUCUAAAGCAUGUGUUAUAUGUACACAAGAAAACAAGUAACGAUAUGGUUUAUGGGGAACUCGAGAGUGUAUCCACUAGAAAUAAGUACCAAAUGUAGAAUGAUAAACUUCUGGGUAAACGGCAAGAACAUCCAACUUAGUUACAUAAUGUAUUGUUUAUGACUGGUGAAUCAAUGAGGUAUUUGUUUUUCUCCAUGGUUAGCAUACAUUAUGUAGGUGUGGUUAUCACAAACUGUUGUAAAUGCAACCUGAUUCAAGAGAGCCAUAGAAGUAAGGCUCAACUAUCACUAAAAUUAUGAAAACAUUUUUGAAAACAACA